AUGGAGUCUAUUUCAGCCAGACUCAACACGACUCUUGUUCUGGAAUCCUCUGCAGAGAAAACGGAUCAGAGCUCGACGGAUCAGCGAGCCCCAAGCAUUGACAGCGUGGAGCAUGAUCAUCCGCCGGAAACUGUCCGUGCAAGCGGCCAACUUCACCAAGAGCAACAGCAGCAGCAGCAGCAGCGGCAGCAGCAGCAGCAGCAGCAGCAGCAGCAGCAGCAGCAGCAGCAGCAGCAGCAGCAGCAGCAGCAGCAGCAGCAGCAGCAGCAGCAGCAGCAGCAGCAGCAGCAGCAGCAGCAGCAGCAGCAGCAGCAGCAGCAGCAGCAGCAGCAGCAGCAGCAGCAGCAGCAGCAGCAGCAGCAGCAGCUGCAGCAGCAGCAGCAGCAGCAGCAGCAGCAGCAGCAGCAGCAGCAGCAGCAGCAGCAGCAGCAGCAGCAGCAGCAGCAGCAGCAGCAGCAGCAGCAGCAGCAGCAGCAGCAGCAGCAGCAGCAGCAGCAGCAGCAGCAGCAGCAGCAGCAGCAGCAGCAGCAGCAGCAGCAGCAGCAGCAGCAGCAGCAGCAGCAGCAGCAGCAGCAGCAGCAGCAGCAGCAGCAGCAGCAGCAGCAGCAGCAGCAGCAGCAGCAGCAGCAGCAGCAGCAGCAGCAGCAGCAGCAGCAGCAGCAGCAGCAGCAGCAGCAGCAGCAGCAGCAGCAGCAGCAGCAGCAGCAGCAGCAGCAGCAGCAGCAGCAGCAGCAGCAGCAGCAGCAGCAGCAGCAGCAGCAGCAGCAGCAGCAGCAGCAGCAGCAGCAGCAGCAGCAGCAGCAGCAGCAGCAGCAGCAGCAGCAGCAGCAGCAGCAGCAGCAGCAGCAGCAGCAGCAGCAGCAGCAGCAGCAGCAGCAGCAGCAGCAGCAGCAGCAGCAGCAGCAGCAGCAGCAGCAGCAGCAGCAGCAGCAGCAGCAGCAGCAGCAGCAGCAGCAGCAGCAGCAGCAGCAGCAGCAGCAGCAGCAGCAGCAGCAGCAGCAGCAGCAGCAGCAGCAGCAGCAGCAGCAGCAGCAGCAGCAGCAGCUGCAGCAGCAGCAGCAGCAGCAGCAGCAGCAGCAGCAGCAGCAGCAGCAGCAGCAGCAGCAGCAGCAGCAGCAGCAGCAGCAGCAGCAGCAGCAGCAGCAGCAGCAGCAGCAGCAGCAGCAGCAACAGCAGCAGCAGCACAUCAUUCAACAACAACGACAUCAGCACGACAAUAUGAUCUACGCAGUUUCAGACGCAUCGCACAACUUCUAA
Closterium sp. Naga37s-1 is the source of this 1257-nucleotide messenger RNA. The record is from the annotation of a GenBank genome assembly. NCBI's taxonomy places the organism in Eukaryota, Viridiplantae, Streptophyta, Zygnematophyceae, Desmidiales, Closteriaceae.